Epinephelus moara (kelp grouper) is the source of this 1474-nucleotide messenger RNA. RefSeq names its product transmembrane protein 177 (gene tmem177). NCBI's taxonomy places the organism in Eukaryota, Metazoa, Chordata, Actinopteri, Perciformes, Serranidae. The coding region runs from base 134 to 1066 and encodes 310 amino acids. The record is from RefSeq and is a predicted model, not a curated record. The transcript has 3 exons.
AGCUAAAUCGCUUUACGGACGGAACAGUUCUGUCACAUAACUAUGUCGGCUGUCCUUGUAAAGAUGUGGAGAGCAUAUGCCACCUACUGAAGUCUGCAGCAGCUAACUGACACAAAAGCAGUCGAGACGUGACAUGGCGUCCCGCUUCCUCAAGUACACGGUGCUUCUCCAGAAGUACAGGACUCCACUGCUUAUUGCGAGCUGUGGUGGGGUGUUUGCCGCCAAAAUAUUCUACCAUGUGUUCCCUGACCACACCUACCGUCAGCUCUAUCAGGCCUGGUCCAAAGGAGAACCAGCCACACUGUCUGAAAAGCUCGAGGACGUUUUCCAGCAGGUGUUGAAGGACUACGGUAUCACAUCAACCAAGAACUUCUCUGCCUUCGCCUCCUUCGGCUUCCAUCCGGUUGGUGCUGGUGUCCCUUGGCUUUUUGCAGGGGCUCAAAUCGGCAUCCCAGCAAACUUUAACAGCACUGGCGAUGACUCUAGUGGCAUCACCAAUCGCACAAUCUUUAUCAAUGGCAAAACGGUGGACUGGAGCAGCGAAACUGGCGCCGCUCUACAAGAGGCACUGGUCUUUUCCCCUGAGGCACAGAAGUUCGCCUUAGCACGAGAAGUGGCCCGCCUGCAGUCCGGAGGACCCGUUGUGAGUGCUGCUGUUGCCCCGCUCUGCCUGGGUGGGGUUUGGGUUUACAGCGUGCUCAUGAAGCAGGUGUUUGGGCUCCACACCGGGCCUGUGCUACUCCGCGGGGGCGUGAACAUUCUGGCACUGGGGCUCGGUGCCGUGUCCUACUUCCUCACCUCGGAUGCUGUUGGCCAGUGGAUUGACUAUAGCUCUGACCGGCAGGCUGCAGGAAUUUCUCGUGAUUACGCCAAAGGAGGGGUAGAGUUUUACGAUAAGAUUCUUGCCAGAAACAAAACACUGCGCUCCCUGAUGGGGAGAAAGGGAGAGGAGAUGUACGCCCCGAGUGGGAACUUGUUUCCUGCUCACCUGCUUCAGCUGAAACACACACCGUACACAUCCAGAAGGGACGGGAUCCUCACUCUGCUGAGAGAGGAAAAAUCUUGAGAGACUGUGGGGCGGCAGGGGGGAUGUAAGCUGAACCUGUCGAUCUAUACGUUGUGCUAAUCAUGAAUAGACUGUUGAAUAAAAGCAGGAUAAGAUGGUUCCUGAGUUUGUUUUUGAAGCAAAAAAACCCAAGCCAAAAUCAUUAAUAACAUUUUUUUUCCAAAGAAGUAUGUCAUCCCACGAAAGAUGAAUGUUAUUUUGUUUAACGUCUUGUGAAUUCUGAAGUGCGGAACAACACAAAUGACAGGACAGCCUUGUAAAGUGCUUUGGUGUCCAGUAUUUAAUGGACAGUUUGACUGGUGGGUUAUUUAUCCAACAGAAGACAAGAUUCCAGUGGUUACCCAAUGUUCAAAUAGAUAUUUUUGAAGCCUGUUCAGAGCAUAAAAUAAAAUAAAUGUUGCUGAGUAG